GCAUCCCCCCGGACUGCCGCUUGGCCCCAGCCGCCGGCUCCCUGCCCGCCCGCCGCCGCGCCUCCCCACAGCGCCCACCUGCUGCUGCGGCUUCUCGGGGAACCAGGCGCGGGACAAACUGCAUGUAAAGACGGAACCGCCCCAGCGCCCCAAUAUGCCCUGCGUGCAGGCCCAGUACAGCCCUUCGCCCCCUGGCUCAAGUUAUGCAGCUCAGACCUUCACCUAUGGCUCGGAGUACAACCCCGAGAUCAUGAACCCGGACUACACCAAGUUGACCAUGGAGAUGAGCGGGGCUGAGAUCAGUGCCACUGCCACCACCUCUCUGCCCAGCUUCAGCACUUUUAUGGAGGGCUAUGCUGGGAAUUAUGAGCUCAAGCCCUCCUGCUUAUACCAAAUGCAGUCCUCUUCGCCUUCCUCUUCCGCCAGCCAGAGGCCCCUCGUCAAGAUGGAAGACAGUCGGCUGCAUGGCUACCACCCAUCCUUGCCUCCCUCUGCUGAUGAAGGCAUGGCUGUGAACACCUCCAUGUACUUCAAGCAGUCCCCGCCCUCCACGCCCACCACCCCCGGGUUCCCCCCACACCAGGCCCCCUGGGACGAACCGCCGCCGCCGCCUCUUCCGCCAGCACAGACCUGCAUGGCCCCUGGCCACCUGAUGAGCGCUGCCCCCAUGAAACCGGGGCCCGGCCGCUUCCCACUCUUCCACUUCAAGCAUUCGCCGCCCCACACGCCACCUGCCGGCACCCACAUGUGCUACGAUGCCACUGCCUUGAGCCUGCCCAUGGGAUCGGAUAGACCCCCCGCCGGCCAAGCCGCCAUGGAAAACCACCCGUACGGGCUCCCGUUGUCCAAGAGAGGAGCCGCCUUAGCCUUCUCGCCGCUGGGUCUCAAUGCAGCCGCUUCCAGUCUUCUGGGGGAGAGCAGCGGUAGCAGCAGUGGUCUUCCCUCCCCACCCAGCAGAAGCUCUUCCUCAGGGGAGGGCACUUGCGCCGUGUGUGGGGACAAUGCUGCCUGCCAGCACUAUGGCGUGCGGACAUGCGAGGGCUGCAAAGGCUUCUUCAAGAGGACAGUUCAGAAAAAUGCAAAAUAUGUUUGCCUGGCUAAUAAAAAUUGCCCAGUGGAUAAGCGCCGUCGAAACAGAUGUCAAUACUGCCGAUUUCAGAAGUGUCUCAGUGUCGGCAUGGUAAAAGAAGUUGUCCGUACCGACAGUUUGAAAGGGAGAAGAGGCCGACUGCCUUCCAAACCAAAGAGCCCUUUGCAGCCAGAGCUUCCUCAGCCCUCGCCACCUUCUCCUCCAGUCAGUAUGAUGAAUGCUCUUGUGCAAGCGUUAUCCGAUUCCGCACCCAGAGAGCUUGAUUAUUCCAGAUACUGUUCCACUGAGCAGACUUCCACAGGUACAGAUGCAGAACAUGUGCAACAAUUCUAUAAUCUUCUCACUGCCUCCAUUGACAUAUCCAGGGUCUGGGCAGAAAAAAUCCCAGGAUUUACAGACCUCCCAAAGGAAGAUCAAACUCUACUCAUAGAAUCAGCGUUUUUGGAGCUCUUUGUAUUGAGAAUGUCCAUCAGAUCUGACACUGCUGAAGAUAAAUUUGUUUUCUGCAAUGGACUUGUGCUUCAUAGACUUCAGUGCCUUCGUGGAUUUGGGGAGUGGCUCGACUCAAUUAAAGACUUUUCCUUAAAUUUACAGAGCCUCAACCUUGACAUCCCAGCCUUAGCAUGCUUAUCAGCUCUAAGUAUGAUGACAGAACGACAUGGCUUAAAAGAACCAAAGAAAGUGCAUGAACUAUGCAACAAGAUCAUGAGCGGCUUUAAAGAUCACUUGGCCUUCAGCUGCCAAAGCAAAGGACAACUUUUUGAGCCUGUGGAGUCCAAAGUGCUUGGGGUCCUUGCUGACUUGCGCUCCCUCUGCACCCUCGGACUGCAGCGGAUCUUUUACCUGAAAUUGGAAGAUUUGGUGCCGCCUCCUUCCAUUAUUGACAAACUGUUUCUGGAUACCUUACCAUUCUGAGGUUCAAAUUACCCUCGUGAAGGGCAACUGUCUACCAGAGCAGGCAAAAAAAAAAAAAAAAGACUGAAAACUUUAUGCUAACAAUGCUGCUCUCAUUUAACUGGCGGGAAAAGCAAUUCCAGCCCUGAGCAUUGGACUUCGCCUAAUGAAUUUCCUUGCAAGCUGCCUAAAAUGUAUCUACAGGUCUGGAGCUAGGAAACUGGAGAGAGGGAGCGUUGAGUGCAGUUUUUGUUUUUUAAUCACUAAUAUGGCACUUUUGAACGAUGCUACCCCAGCAGGAAAAAAUCUAUUGCAUAGCACCUCAUCUUAAGUGGUGAGCAGAAAAUUGUAGAUGCUGUGUGUUUGAAAAUAGUAGUGUUUGAAAACAGUAACAAUGGCAAAUUGUUCAUGCAGGUAGUAUGUCUUUUAUAGUUUAUACCUUUAGCAUACUUCCUGUACCAAGGGCACAUUAACCUGGCACAAAUGAAAAAUUCUCUCUCUUUUUUUCUAAUGUUGAUUCAUGUUUCGUAUCAAUCUGAUAUAGCAAAAUGACAACGGCUGUUAACUCCCAUGGUCAAGUGCAAUUUUUAAAGUCUUGUUUGUUAAUUAUAAUUUAUUUUAAUAUAAAAAGUAAAUGGAAAUAGCAAGAGUGAGGGGGGGGCAUAGUUUUUACAUGCACUAACUUCCAUGAUAAAGUUUCUCAAACUUUGGAUCCAUGUAACAUGACUUCCUAACAUGCCAAUAUGGGGGUGGGGGUGGAGUGGAGUGGAGAGGAAAGGCAGAAAGAAGCAAUUUGUGAUGAGGCCACAUUCUUACGAAGUAAGUCACGAUGCAUAGCAACCGAAAGGGUCAGCACCAUGCAUAGUUACAGUUUAGAACUGAAUUUAGCAAAUUGAUUAGUAAGGAUACAAGACAGUUUGGAAGAAGAACAAGUCUUGUAAAAAAUAGUCUGAAUGUAAAUGCUAGAAAGGUUUUAGUGGGCUGCAUUUUAAACAUUCCGUGUAUGUACUCCCUAUUUUGUAUGUUUAUACUGUUGAUGCUAUAUUAAUAUGAAACUAUUUGUUGCAUAGUGUCUUUAUUUGUAUAAAUAUUUGCAUGAAUAAUAUAUUGUAAAACUUCGCCUGUAUUUAUUGCAAUGACUGCCCGCUCCUGGGAGCCGCGUUACACAGAUCAACAAAAUAGUGCAUUCACACUGAUUCAGUUGAGUGUGGGUAGUUCACACACACAUAUAGGUGUGCAUUUCUAUUAACCAGCUGUAUAUAAAAUUCAUCCUUCCACAAGUAAACUUUAUCUUACUGUUUUAUUUGCAGUGACUUUUAAGGCAGUACAAUUUAGCACUUUGAUAUUAAAAAAUUUGCUCAUGUUUGGUAACAUAAAUAAUAUUUAAAUAUUUUAGUUCUUUACAAAAAAAAGAUUAUAUGCACUGUAUUAAGUUAAGAUUGGUCAUUUUGCUAAAAAGACGAAGAAAAGAAAACAUUUUGAAUGUCAAUUUCAUGCCCCAGUAUCUUUUUUUGUUAACGGUCUACAGUAAUUUUGUAUUUUUUAAAAAAACUGUAUAGAAAUUAUACAAUCAAACAGAUGCCAAAUUAACUGCCUAAUAGAUGCAUUGGACAACCUAGAUAUCAAGUUAUUAUCUCACUUUUAAAAAGGCUGGUAUUUUAUCUUUAUAUUUGGGUGUGCUUUUGGGGGGAAACAUAUUAUUAUUCUCAAGACUGGUAAUGGUAUCAACAGGAAAAGUUAUAUUAUAAGUUAUAUUUUCAGUUUUCCUUCAGAUAUUUUAAAAAUUACUGCUUUUUUAGUAUUGACUUCAUGGGCAAACAGAAUAGCAUGAUUAAAUAUCUGAGGAAACAGCUUUUUAUUGCAGGUAAAUUUUACUUGUUGAACUGUAAAGCAAUCAUAUUUUGAUUUUGAAUUCAUGCACCCAAUCAGAAGAGAAUUUAAAAGGCAUGCUAAUGUGUUUGCCACAUGUGCAAAAUAUAUAACUCACUAGAGGUAAUAAGAACCUCUGACAGUAAUUUAAUUUUUCACUUUCAUUCUCUUUCUGGAGACACACAAACCACAGUUCUCAUUUGGCAGUAAAUGGAAUAUGAAGGGUUGCUUUUUUAUAAUAAUAGGCAAACAAAGUUUAUUAGAAAGAAUAUGCUUUUGUAGUUGUAAGAAUUUUUUUAGUUAAUAUAUUUUCAAUAUUCAAAUAAAAUGCAAACAUUUUUGAAAGUUUGUGGUACAGAAUUAGUUCAAAACACUUCUCAGAAUCCCUUCUCCAUUCAGUUAAUUUCUGAGCUGUCCAAAUUUCCGGGGCUCAGAGACAGUGAUGAUAACUCAUCCAUGGCAUAAUAAAUAUUCCCACAGUUAAAUUUCCUGUGAUCAUUUGUGUUUCAGUUCCAUAGAUUUUUUUUUUUUUGGGGGGGGGACAUCAUCUUUGUUACCUAUGGAUAAUUAUUUUUUUAAGUUGAUCAGUUUGUUCAUACAGGAUAGUCACUGACAAAUCUCAAGAGUGAAAAACGAAACGAAAUGCAAAGCCAGUUCUGCUACUCCUUUUCUUAGAAACUUCCCAGUGUGAACAUGCCUUGUUUCAUAUACUAAAAUCAGGAAUAUUACAGCUGUUAAUGGAGAGUGCCUUGUUUUUAUUUCUAUUUCAGAUAACAGAGUGCUUCAGAAGUUUUCUGUUCCUCUAACAGCAAUGCUUCUGUUUUGUGAAUGUGUUAACCUGUAGGGUUGAAAGAAAUGCUCUUCUACAUAUCCAGUGUAAAUUAAAAUGAUUAAAUUGAAUUAACUUUUC
Podarcis muralis (Common wall lizard) is the source of this 4763-nucleotide messenger RNA. RefSeq names its product nuclear receptor subfamily 4 group A member 3 (gene NR4A3). Gene Ontology annotation, cellular component: nucleus; transcription regulator complex. Gene Ontology annotation, biological process: cellular response to corticotropin-releasing hormone stimulus; regulation of transcription by RNA polymerase II. The record is from RefSeq and is a predicted model, not a curated record. NCBI's taxonomy places the organism in Eukaryota, Metazoa, Chordata, Lepidosauria, Squamata, Lacertidae. Gene Ontology annotation, molecular function: RNA polymerase II cis-regulatory region sequence-specific DNA binding; zinc ion binding; nuclear receptor activity.